AUGUCGUUUUUCGGUCGGAUGAAAAACCUCUUUCGGACUCCGGUCGUCGAGGUAUCCAGACGGUCUCUACCACCUAUUAUUGAGGUGAACGUGAAUCCCUACGAGUACUGGGAGAUAGUCGGCGAGCUGGGUGAUGGUGCUUUCGGUAAAGUGGAGAAGGCGCUUUCGAAAUCGGAUCAAAGACUAUUCGCUGCUGCUAAGGCAAUUGAGGUCCAAGAAGGUGAACAACUUGAAGACUUCUUGGUUGAAAUCGAUAUUCUGACAUCAUGUAAGCACCCCAACAUCGUCGAACUCUACGCUUGUUUCUUCUUCGAGAAUAAGUUACACAUGAUGCUUGAAUUUUGCGGUGGUGGAGCUGUUGAUGCGAUUAUGAUUGAACUCGAGAAACCACUUAUCGAAAAGCAGAUUGCUUAUAUCGCAAGGUACACCUGUGAGGCUAUCGCUUUUCUUCAUGAACAAAAUGUAAUUCAUCGAGAUUUGAAAGCUGGAAAUAUCCUUCUUACAUCCGAGGGAGUUGUAAAGCUGGCUGAUUUCGGCGUAUCAGCAAAGCUUAAAGAUAGGAAUGAAAAGAGGGAUACAUUCAUUGGAACUCCAGAUAUUUCCUUAUGUUUGUUAAUGAUGUGCGAGACUUUUAAGGAUCAACCAUACGAUACGAAAUCCGAUAUCUGGUCUUUUGGAAUAACGCUCAUUGAAAUGGCCCAAAUGGAACCACCUCAUUCUAGUGUCUCACCUAUGAGAGUUCUAAUAAAAGUGCAAAAAUCUUCCCCACCAACACUUGAACAUCCCGCUCGUUGGUCUAUAUUCUUCUCUGAUUUCUUGGCGCAAUGUUUGGUGAAGAACCCUGCGGAACGAAAAACAGCCAAGCAAAUAUUAUCGCAUCCAUUCAUUGCAAACGCUACGGAUUGUGCUCCCAUUAUGGCCUUGUUGGCAGAAGUUAAUGCUGACAUUUUAGAAGAAGUAGUAAUUGAUGGUGAUCGUGCUAGUUGCGACGAAAGUUGUGCCGAUUCGGAAGACCAAGGUACGAUUCCAUUGCAGUGGGUCAAUUUUAGUAGCAAAGUAGCUCGUUACAGUUUCGUUUGUUCCGAACUCCGACUAAUUACUACUAUCUGGAAGAGGAAGUUAUGUUGUAUGCGUUUUCAGUUUCUAACGUCAUCUCCCGUUGAGAAGAAAGCACCUCCUCCUGAACCGCCUGUGGAUUAUAACGAUCAACAGAAUUCAAAAGGUAUAUUUAUUGCACACUUAUCAAUGUAUAUUGCGAUGCUAUUGACUGUUUUACUUAGAAAAUUGGGAGUGAGGAAGCAUUUACAUCGGCAAACCGUAACCAAAAAAACUCGUACAUAUACGAUUGAUGGAAUGCAAGUUACUUCUACAACAAUGCAUGUUUUGGGUGCAAAGGAGGAUAUGCAAAUGAGGAAGCAACAACUGCAAGACUUGCGGCGUCUUCAGCGUGAGGAGGCUCGACAAAAACAGGAGUUACAACUGGAGGGAGCCAAUUUAGUAGAGCAACAAGAGAAGAAAUUCCAACAAGAGAAAGCACUUCUAACGCGGCAAUAUGAGAUUGAUAUGGAAGCGUUGGAAAGAAAACAGAAGAGAGAAAUCGAAGAAGCAGAGAGAGUGCAAGAAGAAGAAAUGAAACAGGCUCAAAAAAGAGUGAAAUAUGAGCAGGAGAAAGAUUUGCGUGCUUUCAAAGAACGUCUUAAGCAAGAGAUGAAGAUAAUGAAGCAAGAGUUGGACAUGCUUCCUCGACAACAUAGAAAGGAUGCGGUUAAGAUGAAGAAGGAUCAAAUGGAGCAUGAAAAUCAUAUCAAGGAGGCUGAUUUCAUAAUGCAGCUUCAGAAAAACGCCGAAGCUACUCUUGCGAGGAUAACGCAGAAGCAUAAGGAGAAAAUGGCAGCGCUCGAGCGCCAGUUCUUAAUGCAGAAACAUCUUUUACUGAGGGCGAAGGAAAACAGUGAUUGGGAACUGGAAGAAAAGCAAAUGGGAGAGAAAUACGUGUUACAUCGCAAACUAUUCAAAGAUGAGUACUUCUUGCUACGAACACAAAUGCUUGCAAGACAUCAGAAGGAGUUGGCACAAGCUCAAAAGAUCAAUCAGGAAGAGGAAGACGAGCUUGUUCGUGCUCUUGCUGCAGAUCGUAAAAAACUGCCAAAAAUGCUAAGAAAUGAAGCAAAGACAAGAAGUGUAAUGUUCAAAGAGAGCCUUCGAAUCAGCGUUCAGUCUAUGACUCCAGCUGAGAUGAGCGAAAAACUUCGACGCUUUGACGAACAUGAAAAUAUGAGGAUUAAGAACGCACUGGAAGAACACGACUUAAAAAGUGCUAAGAAAAUCGCGCAGUUGAAGGAAAAACACCAACAAGCGAUGAAUGAGCUAGACGAAAUGCAGAAUGAGAAACGGAAGCAAUUGUUGGAGAAGGAGCGUAAUACUAUGCAGGAACAUGAGACGAAGUACUUCAGCAUGAGAGAACAGUGGGAAGCAGAUUUGGCUCCAAGAAAACUGCUGUUGGAGAGCCGUUUUCAAGAUGAAAUGGAAGCACAGGAGCGAUUUUAUGGUAUUUCUAUCAGUGGAUCAAUCACAUCGACGCCAAUUAUGCCAACCCGAAUACAUUGA
Messenger RNA from Angiostrongylus costaricensis, 2607 nucleotides. The record is from the annotation of a GenBank genome assembly. Lineage: Eukaryota; Metazoa; Nematoda; Chromadorea; Rhabditida; Metastrongylidae.